AAAGAGUUCCCCCCUGAGAAAUGCAUUAGGGCAGUCUUGGUUCUUUGGUGAUGGUGAUUAGCAUAAGAAAAAGAACGGUUCAGAUUUUAUGAUAACUCCUACUCGCGCCCUACACGUCCAGACAUUUGUCGUUGAUCCAGCAACGUUGGUUGGGUCACUCUGUCCAUAUAACCAAUCGAUCGGGAUGACUUUGGGUCCAGUCGGAUGUGGAAAGUCCACUCGAAAGCAGUUCGGUUCGGUUAUUACACGCGGUGUGACCAAAAAGUGCCGGGAAAAUGUGGCAAAAUUUAGUGGUGUUGGUUAUAUUUGUGAUCUUGUUUUGCUUACGGGAUAUGCGGAAGCCACUGCACUUUCCACCAGGGCCCAACUGGUUCCCACUGGUCGGCAGCGGCUUCGAAGUGUUGCGCCUCGUAAAGCACUUCAAAUUUUACCACCUGAUGUGGGCCGAACUGAUGCGCCGCUACGGUCCGAUCGUUGGCCUCCGCCUUGGUCGCGAUAGAGUCGUCAUUGUGUCCGGGCUGGACGCCAUCCGCGAGGUGUACUCAAAAGAUCAAUUCGAUGGACGACCGGACGGAUUCUUCUUUCGAAUACGUUCGUUCGACAAGCGGCUCGGAGUGGUGUUCACCGAUGGAGCCAAUUGGGAGAUUCAAAGGCGCUUCUCGGUCAAGACGCUGAAAUCUCUCGGAAUGGGGCGGACCGGAAUGGUGAACAGCUUGGAAAGGGAAGCCGAAGAGAUGAUCCAUCAUUUGAGGAAGCUCUCCAGAACGCAGAAGGUGAUUAGCAUGCAUAAUGCGUUCGAUAUUUCGGUGCUGAAUGCCAUUUGGACGUUGAUCGCUGGAAAGAGGUUUGAGCUGGAUGAUAAAAAGCUUGAAUGGGUUAUGGAAACGAUACAUAAGAGCUUUCGGGUCAUUGACAUGUCUGGAGGAGUGCUGAAUCAGAUUCCGCCCAUUCGAUAUGUGCUUCCAGAUAAGUCUGGAUUUGCUCCGUUGCUCAAUUUGUUGAGCCCCCUGUGGAAGUUUUUGCAAGGUACCAUCAAAUGCAUCCAAUCGAAACUCGAUCAGCCGGACAACCCGGAUUGUUUCAUCGCAUCUUAUUUACGAGAGUUAAACAACAACGAGCGACAUUCUUCAUUUACAAAUGAGCAACUCCUCUGCCUGUGCUUGGAUCUGUUUCAAGCUGGAUCGGAAACAACUAGCAAUACUUUGGGCUACGGAAUAGCCCACAUGCUGCACCAUCCCGAAAUAGUGCAAAAAAUCCAUCAAGAACUGGACAGUGUUGUAGGUCGCUAUCGACUGCCGUUGCUUUCGGAUCGUCCAUAUCUUCCCUACACAGAAGCAGUCCUGUGCGAGAUUCAACGGAUAUCCAACAUCGCCCCCCUUGCCAUUGCCCAUCGAACUGUGGCUCCUGUGCAACUAGGUACUUAUGUGAUUCCAAAGAAUACCAUAACACUGGUUUCGAUCUACUCACUGCACAUGGAUAAGACAUACUGGGGAGAUCCGGAAGCGUUCCGUCCGGAGCGUUUCCUCAGCGAGAUGGGAGAUAAAUUGAUUACGCAUGAGUAUUUCAUACCAUUUGGAUCAGGUAAACGAAGGUGCCUUGGAGAAUCGCUGGCCAAGUCGAGUUUGUUUCUGUUUUUCACUGCCUUUAUGCAUGCCUUCAUUGUUGAACCCGCAGAGGAGGGAAAACUGCCCGAGCUGGAUGGGAUCGAUGGUAUUACUUUGUCGCCGAGCCCGUACUACGUGAAACUCAAGGAACGUUUGAUUUAAG
Messenger RNA from Aedes albopictus (Asian tiger mosquito), 1767 nucleotides. Its product is annotated as methyl farnesoate epoxidase-like. Gene Ontology annotation, molecular function: iron ion binding; oxidoreductase activity, acting on paired donors, with incorporation or reduction of molecular oxygen, reduced flavin or flavoprotein as one donor, and incorporation of one atom of oxygen; heme binding. The transcript has 5 exons. The record is from RefSeq and is a predicted model, not a curated record. Lineage: Eukaryota; Metazoa; Arthropoda; Insecta; Diptera; Culicidae. Gene Ontology annotation, biological process: xenobiotic metabolic process. Bases 276 to 1766 code for a protein of 496 amino acids. Gene Ontology annotation, cellular component: intracellular membrane-bounded organelle; cytoplasm.